Molecule: messenger RNA, 2943 nt
Organism: Danio rerio (zebrafish)
Lineage: Eukaryota; Metazoa; Chordata; Actinopteri; Cypriniformes; Danionidae
Source: RefSeq, a predicted model, not a curated record
CUGCUGAUGGUCCUGCUGUAGGCAUAUUCUCCUCAGCUCACUCACUCCUUCACAACCAGCCACUCGUGUGUGAAACUGUCCUGACAAUAUGCUUAAACCUGGAUAUAUCGCAAACAGCGCACCUUUCUGGAGCACUUCCACAAUUUGAGCUCUCAGUUCAGGAGAAGGACAGUCAAUCAACACUACAGCUAUGAGCUGUGCUUGAAUGACCCAUUGAGGAGCAUUUUUCCUUUUUGACACUGAACGCUGCUCAAGAUUUAGACAUCCAUAAUGAGUCUUAAGAAGAGGAAGCCAAGCAUGGUGUUUAGCUGGCACAAGUCUUUCUCCAUCCUUGCCCCGUGGAGAAAAGGCAAAGGGGAUAUUGUUUUAGAGAAUGAAGUUGUCCUGACGAAAAUGAAACUCCUCAACAACUUUCCUGAGAAACUCCUAAAUGGUGAAGAUUCCAUUUCAUCCAUCUCCAUUUCAAUGUCUGAGCAGGAAAACACAGAGCCUCUCCAGGCUGACGACGUUAUGUCCGUCCACAGUGUUGCUCCUGAAACAACAGUGCCUGAAACCAAAACAGACUAUCUAUGUUCGAUAUUUGCUGAUUCUGGGCUUCCGAGAUUGUACAAAUUUGAAUCUGAGGACUCUGGGGUAGAGAUGACUAGUGGAGCAACUUCCCCAUCCACCCCAACUGGUUCAGAGCAAAGCUUUGUGGUCCACAGCAGAGAGUCUUCAUGCGACUCUGGCAACCUGAACUCUCCGUUAUCUGCUGACAAUCAUCUCGAAGAUAGUUCGGUCUUUUUGGAAACUGAACAAACGUCUUGUAAGUGCACUAAACAAGAUUCUAAUACCAUUUUGGGAGAUAGAACAGAGGAUGAGAAAGCUGAGGACAACUUAAUGGACAUCAUUACAGAUUCAGAAAGGUCUGAGGAUAGAGCCCUGAGGAAUACCACAGAGAACUGUAAAACUACCACUGAAAUCGCAACAGUACGAGAGGAAAUAAACACUGCAUUGGCUGAUGACACCAUGUCAAGGAGUUCUGCCGAUCAUUAUGAUGGCACGACAGGACCUGAAUUUCAGCAAUCGCCUUUGAGGAAAAGUACAACCAGCGACAGUCUGGAUGAAUAUAUGGAGGAGUGCUGCAGGUUAAGUGAGGUGAACCAGGCCUGUCAAUCCAACCCACUGGGCUCUGGACUGGGAUAUCUAGAGCACAUCUGCCAACUCAUAGAGAAGAUUGGACAGCUACAAGAACAUAACCUCCGACUACAGAAACAGAUCUGUGGCCUGCAGAAGGAAGGAAGGGUGAUCAAGACUAAAGAGGACUUUUUCAUGCAGCACUGUAGCUGUGGAGCAGCUGGUUUGGCCUUUCAAGAGCUGAAAAGACACUUUCGCAGUGACCACUACAGCCCAACGGCAUCGAACGGCACGCUGUCUGACCUCACCACAAUCCCGGAGGUCACGCGCAUCCCCCUCAGGGCAGCCAUGAGAGAUGGGGAGAUGGGCUGCCAACCUCUGCCCAUUUGGAGGAGGGGCUUGAAUCGCAGGAGUUACACAGAGGGAGAGGCCAAAUACCUGAGCGACAGCGCUGAGGUGCUCUCUGCUCCUCACAGACGGCUGAGUGAGAACUAUACUUGGGGAAGAGUAAAGGAUCUGGUAAAGAAGACCAAACUGAGGAACCAAAGCCGACUGGGACUGUCUUCAGGCUCCUUGAAAAGAUCAUGUCCUCAACUUUACCGCCCAGAAGUGAUGUCAGCAGAGCGACCCAGGACAAACAGAAACUCCAUGAUCACUCUGGGCCAUCAGAAAUUGGACUAUCUGUGGACACCGUAGUAUUAAUCAGACAUUGAGCAGAUGGCCUGCGAUGGAGCAGCUUUUCCACGAAAGCAAUGGAAGUUUUUUUUUUGCAGCUAGCAGAUGGUUUUUCCAGACUGAAGAACGAAAUGGGAGAGAAAUGUACAAGGAUGUGAUGAACAGGAUUUAAGUAAUGAUGGAAAUAAUGUUGGCAUUGUGUAUACGUUGAUAAAAGUGAUAAGUUGAUGGAGAUUAACAACUCAUUAGAUUUGUCAGCUAACGACGUACUAUGUAAACAAAGAUUACAAUUUGUGAUUUCAGACAAAAUGAAUUCUUAUGUCAUGUAAAUAUGUUCCUGGGACAAUUUUCCAGAUGUUUCAGAAUUGUAAAAUACUUGAAUUACAGACAAAUAAUAACAAAUGUUGAAGAUGCAUGCUCUAACUUUAUAUAGAUCAUUUUGUACCACUAUUAUAAGAAUUCCAUGUGUAAGUGUGUAAAUACAGACUGUAACAAAUGUGUAUAUAUAUUUCCAUGAAGCAUGGAUCAUGUGCAGAUGAGAGUGGAAGAAGGGCGCUCCCACGCCUGAAUUCCUGCAAACGUAUAUUGCUGUUAUGGCGGGGCUUAUGAUAACACGUAAAUUAUAGCAUGUACAGCAGUUCUGUAUGCUGCUUGCCUGUCUGAUGUUAUAUAACAUGUGUGACCUUUCGCCUCCUAAAAAGUUAAGCAAUGGCCGGAGUAUGAACCUGAAACAUUUUUAUUCAUUUAAAUGUAUUAUAAACUGUGUAUUAUCAAGUGCUUCCUAUCCUGUGUGUCUGCCAAAACAAAAAUCAGUUGAAAACAAAAAGGAUUUCAAUUGACCUUUCGCUAAGCCCCACCCUUCUUAGCUGCUGUUGUUAUGCCUGUCAAGCUUUCGUGCCUCGCACGUCUAUUACAUUAUGUAUGCGCCGGUGUCAGACAUUCCCAGGAAUAUAAUUAGUCAUUUUUCACAAACAGGUGAAUUAUCCAAGAAAGCCAGACAAAAAAGGACUGGAGUGUGUAUUACAGCGGUAUAUUCAUGACAUAAUAAGCAACCUAUUAGAAAAUUAGGUCCCACUUUAUAUUAAGUGUCCUUAACUACUAUGUACUUACAUCAAAAAUAAUUACAAUGUACUUACUGUGUUCAUAAAGUAU